GGUGCAAUCAACAUACAAUUAUCGAUGACGAAAUUUUCUGUUGUCAUUCAUUGAUUCAUUAUCGCGGAACUCCGUUUUCCAUUACGCAAACAUGGAGCCUCCAUCGAAGAAGGCGCGCAAGCUGCUCGACGACGACAGCGACUCCGGCGACGAGUCCGGCGGAGUUCCCAUUGGCAAGCAGUCGGAUGUAGACUCCUUCAAGAUCAAUGAGGAGUAUGCGCGUCGCUUUGAGCAUAACAAGAAAAGAGAGGAAAUACAGAAGUUGGAAUCAAAAUUCGGCAAAACCUCUUCCCUUGGAAAACGUGGCGAUCGUGAUGAAGAUGGUGGAUCUUCAGAGGAGUCAUCAGACGACGAAGAUGAAGACGACAACGCAGAACUCGCUACCGAAGCACUUGAUGCCGAAAUCAACGCAACCCUGAACGCGAUUCGGUCCAAAGACCCUCGAGUGUACGAUUCAAACGUCACUUUCUAUUCGCAAAAUGAUGAUGCCCAGCCGGACACCUCGAAGAAGCAGGAAAAGCCUAUGACACUGCGCGAUUACCACCGGGAGAACUACCUGAGUGGUGCGGCCCUAGCAGAGGAUAACGAUGCACCUCAACCGCCCAAGACCUACGCUCAAGAACAAGAGGAAUUGAAAAAUGCGGUAGUCAAGGAAAUGCAUGCCGCAGCAGAUGGUGAGGAGGCGUCGGCUGACGAGGAGGAUGGCGAUGAAGAUAACUUCCUUAUUCGCAAGUCUGCUCCCGAGCCUGCACCAAAGUCGGAGGUCAAGCUGGAUUUGGAGAAUGCGGACAGGGAUCCUGAGAACUUCCUGUCGAAUUUCAUGUCAUCCAGGGCAUGGAUCCCCAACAACAGGGAGCUUCACCCAUUCGAGUCUGAGGAUGAAGAAGAGGAAGAACGCGCAGAAGUAUUUGAAGAAGCGUACAACUUCCGUUUCGAGGAUCCGAACAAGGCCAACGAGAGGAUCGCUACCCAUGCUCGUGAUGCUACGAACCAGCAGUCUGUUCGCAGAGAAGAAAAGAGCGGCCGUAAGAAACUCAGAGAAGCAGAGCGCUUAAGAAAGGAAGAGGAGAAGAAGCAGCGCGAAACCGAGAAGAACCGUCUCCGCAAGCUCAAGGUCGACCAGCUCCAAGAGAAGGUCAACCAGAUCAAGGAAGUCGCUGGUCUCCGCGCCUCUCGAUUCACGGAUGACGAUUGGGCUCAGUUCCUGGACGACGCCUGGGAUGGCAAGAACUGGGAACAAGAGAUGCAGAGGCGCUUUGGUGAAGACUACUACGCCGAAGAAGAAGGAGCCGGGAGCGACGACGAGAGCGGAGACAAGAAGAAAAAGCCCAAGAAGCCCACAUGGGAUGACGAUAUCGACAUCACAGACAUCGUUCCCGAAUUCAAUGCGGAAAACCCGAAACCCAGCAUGGAACAAUCCAACGCUGAGAUGGUCGACGCCGACGACGCCGACGACGCCGCUGAUGGCGAGGGAUCAUCAAGCAAGAAGAGCAAAGCCCAAGAGAAGCGUGACCAAAAGCGCGAAGCUCGUAAAGACCGAAUGCGUAUUGAAGAGGCCGCAGACCGCAACCUUGACCUGGAUAUCAACCUGCUCCCCGGUGCGACCAAGAAGAAUGCAACCCGCUUCCGCUACCGUGAAACAUCGCCGCAAAGCUUUGGUCUUAGCGCACGAGAUAUUCUCAUGGCGGACGAUAAUAAUCUCAACAAGUUUGCCGGUUUGAAGAAGCUGGCAUCGUUCCGCGAGGAAGAGAAGAAGCAGAAAGACCGCAAGAAGCUGGGCAAGAAGGCCCGGGUGAGGCAAUGGCGGAAGGAUACCUUUGGUAACGAGGAGGGUCCGGAGUUUACAUUUGGCGGAGAGAAGGAUGCACCCAAGGAAGAGCAAGAGGGCGGUGAUGUGGAUAUUCGUGAGGGUGGCAGGAAGAAGAAGAGAAGAAGGACCAAGAACUGAUUUGUCGUGUUUUGUAUAUUUAUACCUCUGAUCGUUCAUAAAUUAAAGCCUGAUGUACUUUUUCAACUAUAUACGAACCGGUUCAAUCUGUCCUAUAGCUGUACUGUUCUACAAAACGUUCCAUUCCGGAUUGACAAUACCUUGCCCUUAUUUUUACGGCUGAAAACUUGGCACGCGCCGUUGAAAGCCUUGCUAUCCGUGCGCUGCUAGAAUCCGGGGCAGAUCUUCGGAAAC
Molecule: messenger RNA, 2182 nt
Organism: Aspergillus glaucus CBS 516.65
Lineage: Eukaryota; Fungi; Ascomycota; Eurotiomycetes; Eurotiales; Aspergillaceae
Product: KRI1 family protein
Exons: 2
Coding region: 92-1948 (618 amino acids)
Biological process (GO): endonucleolytic cleavage in ITS1 to separate SSU-rRNA from 5.8S rRNA and LSU-rRNA from tricistronic rRNA transcript (SSU-rRNA, 5.8S rRNA, LSU-rRNA)
Cellular component (GO): nucleolus; 90S preribosome
Source: RefSeq, a predicted model, not a curated record